AUGUCUUCUGAAAUUGGGAAAGAAGUACUUGAGAAGUUACAUUUUGUAGAUCAAGGGCAUUUAAGGAGAAAUUCAAGUGAAGACAUUCAGCACGACGAAUAUCUUAAUAAUAAACAGUUAAUUUCAUCUGAAAUAAUGCAUAUUGUUGAUGAAGGAUAUCUAAAUGAUAAUCUCUCGUAUCAUUCAAAUGUACUGACUGAAAAGGUAGACACUGGAAAAUUGAGAUUUAGACAUUACUCUAAGAGAUUCAGACGAGUGCCAGAAGUAAAUUGCCACGCUUUGUUCAAACACGACUUACGCGAGAUAAGGAGGGCGGACAGGAUACCACUGCUGACAAUUAAAAUUGAGAGAUACCAAAAAAUGACAAGCGACUGUGAAAAUUUUAAAGUAGCUAGAGGUUAUAUAACAGAUUAUUUGACUGAGGAAGAAAAACUGUUUCCGCUUGCUUAUAGCAUUCUUAUGUACAAAGAUGUUGAACAAACUGAACGACUUUUACGUGCAAUAUAUCGACCACAGAAUAUAUAUUGUAUACACGUGGAUGCGAAAACUAGUAAUAAAAUUUUUGCCGCAAUGUCACGUAUUGUAAAUUGUUUCGAUAACGUUUUUAUGCCAUCGAAAAGGAUACCAGUUUUUUGGGGCGAGAUGACUGUCUUAGAACCAGAAAUACUUUGCAUGGAAGAAUUAUGGAAAAGGAGUAAGACUUGGAAAUAUUUCAUAAAUCUAACAGGCCAAGAGUUUCCUCUUAAAACCAAUUAUGAAUUAGUUAAGAUUUUAAAGGUAUAUAAUGGAUCCAAUGACGUGGAAGCAACACGAAAAAGGAACCGUGAUAGAUGGGCCAGAGCUCCAUCUCCCCCACACGGGAUUAUACCAACCAAAGGCGCCGUCCAUGUUGCAGUGAGCAGGGGGUUUGUAGAUUAUGUUUUAAACGACAAGAGAGCCCAUGAUUUAUUGAAGUGGACAAAAUUGACAAAAAUACCUGAUGAAACAUUCUUUCCUACACUCAAUCAUAAUCCACACCUAGGUGUACCUGGAGCAUAUACAGGACAUCCAGAGACAACGCCAAUGAAAGAUUUAAGAAAACCAUAUCUAGCACGAUUUAAAAACCGUGGACGGUUCAUCUAUAACUGGGAAUGUAAGGGUAUGAGAGUUAGAGGCAUGUGUGUUUUUGGGCACGGAGAUCUGGCUCGACUUGCAAAGAGAAGAGAACUAUUUGCAAACAAAUUCUACUUGACUUAUCAGCCAUUUGUGUUCGGUUGUCUAGAGGAAAUGAUCUUUAACCGAACACGCCAACAGUACCUUGGUAAACGGAAGUUCGAAGCCGAGUGGUAUAAAUCUCUCGGCUUUAUCUCAAACAAAGUGAAAUGAUUCAUAAAAAUCGUGUAACUUUUAUUAAAAUAAAAAUUUAUACACUUUUCUCAUAGUAGAACAUGUAGAAAGUCUUUA
Molecule: messenger RNA, 1443 nt
Organism: Mercenaria mercenaria
Lineage: Eukaryota; Metazoa; Mollusca; Bivalvia; Venerida; Veneridae
Product: beta-1,3-galactosyl-O-glycosyl-glycoprotein beta-1,6-N-acetylglucosaminyltransferase-like
Exons: 3
Coding region: 1-1365 (454 amino acids)
Cellular component (GO): membrane
Molecular function (GO): glycosyltransferase activity
Source: RefSeq, a predicted model, not a curated record